This is a messenger RNA of Tupaia belangeri chinensis (Chinese tree shrew), 1210 nucleotides long. It is a transcript of the gene PECR, whose product is annotated as peroxisomal trans-2-enoyl-CoA reductase. Gene Ontology annotation, molecular function: trans-2-enoyl-CoA reductase (NADPH) activity. Gene Ontology annotation, cellular component: peroxisome. Bases 105 to 995 code for a protein of 296 amino acids. The record is from RefSeq and is a predicted model, not a curated record. NCBI's taxonomy places the organism in Eukaryota, Metazoa, Chordata, Mammalia, Scandentia, Tupaiidae. The transcript is spliced from 8 exons. Gene Ontology annotation, biological process: phytol metabolic process.
CGCCUUCUGCUACCCUGUUCUUCUUGGUCCCCGAACCACGUAAGCGUGAGCCGCAGAACGCAGGUGAUUCCGCUGCCGCGGCCCUGAGCUUUUAGACCACAGGCAUGAGCUUUCUGGCGGCCGGGCUGUUGCGGAACAAAGUGGCCAUCGUCACCGGCGGGGGCACGGGUAUCGGAAAGGCCAUCGCUAAGGAGCUCCUGCACCUGGAGUGUAAUGUGGUUAUUGCAUCUCGUGAAUUUAAGAAAUUAAAAACCACUGCAGAUGAACUAAAAGCAAGCCUGAUUCCUACCAACAAGGCUCAAGUCACACCCACACAAUGUAACAUCCGGAAAGAAGAGGAGGUGAACAAUUUGAUCAAAUCUACUUUGGAUAUUUAUGGUAAGAUCAAUUUCUUGGUAAACAAUGCAGGAGGCCAGUUCCUAUCUCCUGCUGAGCGCAUCACCUCGAAGGGAUGGAAUGCUGUGAUUGAAACCAACCUGACAGGCACUUUUCUCAUGUGCAAAGCAGUUUACAGCUCCUGGAUGAAAGAACAUGGAGGAUCUAUUGUCAAUAUGUCUGCGGUUGUUGGAAAUGGAUGGCCAGGAGCUGCGCAUAGUGGAGCUGCAAGAGAAGGUGUUUGCAACCUUACCAAAUCCUUAGCUCUGGAAUGGGCCAACAGUGGAGUAAGGAUAAAUUGUGUUGCUCCUGGAGUUAUUUAUUCCCAGACUGCUGUUGAGAACUAUGGUGAAGUUGGAGAAGAGCUAUUUGGAAGAUAUUAUCAGAGUAUCCCAGCUAAACGAAUUGGAGUUCCUGAGGAGAUCUCCUCCAUAGUGUGCUUCCUGCUGUCUCCUGCAGCUUCCUUUAUCACUGGACAGUCGGUGAAUGUGGAUGGUGGCCUGUCUCUGUAUACUCACUUUUCUAACAUACCAGAUCAUGACAAUUGGCCCGAGGGAGCAGGGAACAUUUCUGUUGUCAAAAGGCUGAAGGAGAAUUAUAAGCAGAAAGCUAAGCUCUGAACUGUGGAAGCGGGAGUGGCCUUGGACCCUGAAUGUUUUAGCAUCUUCUUGAGGGUGCACUUCUGAAUUGUAGAAGAGCUAAAAACUUGGAUAGAAAAUAAUCACUGCUGCAUUUUUACUUAUUGAUUAUAUUUGUAUAAUGACUAUUUCUGAAAUCAAUGUAUUUUUAUGUCCCCAGCAAUGUCUUGUAAAUUGUGGAUAAGGAAAUGUUUUUA